This is a messenger RNA of Meloidogyne enterolobii, 690 nucleotides long. NCBI's taxonomy places the organism in Eukaryota, Metazoa, Nematoda, Chromadorea, Rhabditida, Meloidogynidae. The record is from the annotation of a GenBank genome assembly.
AUGGAAAGUUUUUUAGUUGACCUUUAUUUAGUUGACUGUUAUGCAGAGAUAUAUUUAGAAUUUCCAAACUUUCCAAAAAAUAUUGAUGAAAUGAAAAUUGCUCGUUAUUUACUUCAACAGAUUUUCAACUCCACCUUUGAAUAUGUUAAUUUUAGUGAUUUUAUAUUUAAUCCGCAAAUUAUUGAAUUAUUAUUUGAUGAAGGAAAAACAAAAAUACCUCUACAAAUUCAUUCUAAAAGAGCUAGACUAUACAUUAGAAAUAAGAUUGAUGAAUAUUUUUAUAAAUUUAUACUGAAUUAUCUAGUAGUUUCUCAUGAAUUAAUCUUGACACUCAAACGACACACCAAAAAAGAACAUAUAAAUAAUUUGUUUAAAUUUUUGACAAAUGGAGGAAAUAGAUUUUCUUAUGUUUAUUGUGAAUUUCAUGACUUAAAACUUAUCAAUUUAUUUAUACAGUAUAUAGAAACAUCAAAAAAUAUUUCUAAAAUGGUGAAGAAAAUCAGCUUCGAACGUGUCCGUGGAGAUCUUUUGAUAAGUGAAAGGGCAGAAAAUAUUGAAAGGAAUGAAGACAUACAUUAUAAAUACAUAAAAUAUCAACUUUCUAAUAAAUACAAUCCAAAAACGAUGUUUUCGAUUUAUAGCAUACGAAGUAUGUUUGGUUUGGAAGCUACAAUUAAAAGAAUUGAUUAA